Molecule: messenger RNA, 565 nt
Organism: Neopelma chrysocephalum (saffron-crested tyrant-manakin)
Lineage: Eukaryota; Metazoa; Chordata; Aves; Passeriformes; Pipridae
Product: carboxypeptidase A2-like
Exons: 5
Biological process (GO): proteolysis
Molecular function (GO): zinc ion binding; metallocarboxypeptidase activity
Source: RefSeq, a predicted model, not a curated record
CUUCGUGGAGAAGAUCCAGAUCGGGGAAUCCUACGAGAAGCGCCCUCUGUACGCCCUCAAGUUCAGCACCGGCGGAUCCAACCGCCCGGCCAUCUGGCUCGACGCCGGCAUCCACUCCCGGGAGUGGGUCACCCAGGCCAGCGCCCUCUGGAUCGCCAACCAGAUCGCCUCCGGCUACGGAUCCGACUCCUCCAUCACCUCCCUGCUGGACAAGAUGGACCUUUUCCUGCUGCCAGUGGCCAACCCUGAUGGCUUUGUGUACACCCACACCUCGAACCGCAUGUGGAGGAAAACGCGCUCCAAGAACGCGGGCAGCGUGUGCUACGGGGUGGAUCCCAACAGGAACUGGGAUGCGGGCUUUGGAGGUCCCGGGGCCAGCAGCAGUCCCUGCUCCGACUCCUACCACGGCCCCAGCGCCGAGUCCGAGGUGGAGGUGAAAUCCGUGGCCGACUUCAUCAGGAACCACGGGAACUUCAAGGCCUUCCUCACCCUGCACAGCUAUUCCCAGCUCCUCAUGUAUCCCUACGGAUACAAGUGCACCAGGCCCGACGACUACGCCGAGCUG